This is a messenger RNA of Lachancea nothofagi CBS 11611, 318 nucleotides long. NCBI's taxonomy places the organism in Eukaryota, Fungi, Ascomycota, Saccharomycetes, Saccharomycetales, Saccharomycetaceae. The record is from the annotation of a GenBank genome assembly.
AUGGCGACCGCUAACCCUUUCCGCAACGUUGGGAGGAAUGGAAUCUACUUGGUUGGAGGGCUGAUCGUGUCUAUCUUUGUGAGUAAGAAGCUCAUAAACUCCAACAAAAAAACGCAGUUCAAUCGCAUGCAGGAGCAGGCCACUUCAAAGGAAGAUUACUACAAAAACUCGGCACACGUAAAACCUGGUUUUCCGUUACCAGCAGGAGAAUUGCAAGACACUAGAAAAAGCGAAUUCGAAGGAUCGGGCUUGAGUUACUUGAGCAGAAAAGGAGGGGACAAACUAGGCUUCAUGGACAGAAAGAGCGGCGGUGCCUGA